AAAAAAAAGUCCUUCCCGGUCUCUCUUCACUGUUUUUACCGGCCACGUUUCCCCCCCCUCUAAACUAUACUGUACUCACUUGUCUUUGGUGUCGGUCUUCAACCUAUUUCUCUGCUCUUUGUUUCCACUGUUACUCUGUCCGAUCAUGGCAGCUCAUUCUACCGACGAGCCGUUCCCUUUCCACGGGUUGCUCCCUAAAAAAGAGACCGGCGCUGCGUCUUAUCUCACUAGGUUCCCCGAGUACGAUGGACGGGGUGUCGUCAUCGCUAUCCUCGACACUGGCGUGGACCCAGGGGCCCCGGGCAUGCAGACCACGACGGAGGGCAAGCCGAAGAUCGUUGACAUCAUCGAUACGACAGGCAGUGGAGAUGUCACCAUGGCGACGGUGGUGGAGCCUAAAGACGGAGAGGUGACCGGGCUGUCCGGGAGGACGCUCAAGAUCCCUCAUGCCUGGGAUAAUCCAUCAGGAAAGUACCACAUUGGGAUCAAACAUGGAUAUGAGUUGUUCCCUAAAGCUCUCCGAGAGAGAAUCCAGGUAUGGAGUGGAUUUGUGUGGCCAAGUAAUGAGGAUUUGCACGUUGAUAUACACUACAAAAGUACGUGGACACCUGCUCGUCCAACGUCUCAUUCCAAGAUAAUGACCAUUAAUAUGGAGUUGGACCCCGUAAACUUUGACCUCCAGCACACAGGUAACCCUCCCCCUCACAGGCGAGCUCCACCCACACUGUCACUCAGCCAGGCCCCACCCACACUGUCACUCAGCCAGGCCCCACCCACACUGUCACUCAGCCAGGCCCCACCCACACUGUCACUCAGCCAGGCCCCACCCACACUGUCACUCAGCCAGGCCCCACCCACACUGUCACUCAGCCAGGCCCCACCCACACUGUCGCUCAGCCAGCCAGGCUCAGCCACCCACGCUGUCGCUCAGCCAGGCCCCACCCACGCUCAGCCAGGUGAGCUCCACCCACACUGUCGCUCAGCCAGGCCCCACCCACGCUGUCGCUCAGCCAGGCCCCACCCACGCUGUCGCUCAGCCAGGCCCCACCCACGCUGUCGCUCAGCCAGGCCCCACCCACGCUGUCGCUCAGCCAGGCCCCACCCACGCUGUCGCUCAGCCAGCCAGGCCAGCCACCCACACUGUCGCUCAGCCAGGCCCCACCCACGCUGUCACUCAGCCAGGCCCCACCCACACUGUCGCUCAGCCAGGCUCCACCCACACUGUCACUCAGCCAGGCAGCCAGGCCCCACCCACACUGUCACUCAGCCAGGCCCCACCCACACUGUCACUCAGCCAGGCCCCACCCACGCUGUCACUCAGCCAGGCUCCACCCACGCUGUCACUCAGCCAGGCUCCACCCACACUGUCACUCAGCCAGGCAGGUACAGAGGCUGCCCAUUCAUCAGCCAGGCUCCACCCACGCUGUCACUCAGCCAGGCUCCGCCCACGCUGUCACUCAGCCAGGCUCCACCCACACUGUCACUCAGCCAGUUUCCUCACGCCUGUCCGUUGUUUUCUCAGGCUGAGAAGCUGCAGAAGGAGGAGCUGCUGUGUCAGUCCGAGAUCCUGGCGUCUCUGGAGAAGAAGUACAACGACCCGGGUCCGGUCUACGACUGUCUGCUGUGGAACGACGGAGACACCUGGAGGGCUGUGGUAGACACCUCAGAGACUGGAGAUCUGUCCAGCUGCACGGUACUGACCUCCUACAGAGAGAAGCAGGAGUUUGCUACUCUGGGAAACGCUGAGAUGCUCAACUACUCCGUUAACAUCUACGACGAAGGAAACACUCUCUGCAUCGUCACCAGCGGAGGGGCUCAUGGGACACAUGUGGCGAGCAUAGCAGCAGGCCACUUCCCAGAUGAGCCGGAGCGGAACGGCAUUGCCCCCGGAGCCCAGAUCCUGGCGUUGAAGAUCGGAGACACGCGCCUCAGCACCAUGGAGACGGGCACCGGACUCAUCCGCGCGAUGAUAGAGGUGAUCAACUAUAAAUGUGACCUGGUUAACUACAGCUAUGGAGAAGCUACCCACUGGCCCAACUCAGGGAGGAUCUGUGAGGUGAUUGGUGAAGCGGUUCAGAAACACAACGUAUUAUUUGUGUCCAGCGCUGGAAACAACGGGCCCUGUCUGUCUACUGUCGGCUGUCCUGGAGGGACUACUGCUGCUGUUAUAGGCGUGGGGGCGUAUGUGACUCCAGACAUGAUGGUUGCAGAGUAUUCUCUGAGAGAGAAGCUUCCUCCGAACCAGUACACCUGGUCGUCUCGGGGCCCCAGUACCGACGGGGCCCUGGGGGUCAGUAUCACUGCUCCGGGAGGGGCCAUCGCCUCCGUACCCAACUGGACUCUCAGAGGAACCCAGCUGAUGAAUGGUACCUCCAUGUCGUCCCCCAACGCCUGUGGAGGGAUCGCCCUGGUGCUGUCAGGUCUGAAGCAGAACGGUAUCCGUCCAUCGGUCUCUGCGGUGAGGAGAGCUCUGGAGAACACGGCUCUGAAGGUUGACGAUAUCGAGGUGUUCGCACAGGGACACGGAAUCAUACAGGCAAGACUCCUCUGUGGACAGAGCAUAGACUACCUGACCCAGCAUGCCUCUCUCCCCACCGCUAACCUGGGCUUCACUGUUACCGUGGGAACGUCAAUGGGCAUCUACCUCCGAGACCCCACCCAGGUCCUGUCCCCCUCCGACCACGGGGGUCGGCAGAACCCUUUUCCCGAAAAUACCGAGAACACGGAGCGUAUUUCUCUGCAACUGCACCUGGCCCUGACAUGCUCCGCCUCCUGGGUGCAGUGUCCCUCCCACCUGGAGCUCAUGAACCAGUGUCGUCAUGUCAACGUCAGAGUCGAUCUGGGGCUCCGAGAGGGACUGCAUUAUACUGAGGUGUGUGGUUAUGACACAGCGUCCCCCAGCUCUGGCCCUCUGUUCAGAGUCCCCAUAACGGUAAUCAUCCCCACCAAAGUUCCUGAGGGCCACAGUCAGGAGGUUCUGUUCACAGAUGUCCACUUCAGACCAGGACAGAUUCGACGACACUUCAUCACGGUUCCACGGGGAGCCUCCUGGGCAGAGAUAACAUUGACGUCUCAGAGCGGGGACGUGUCCUCUAAGUUUGUCCUCCAUGCGGUCCACCUGGUGAAGCAGAGAGCUUACAGAGCCAACGAGUUCUACAAGUUCUCCUCUCUGCUGGAGAAGAGCUCCCUGACUGAAGCUUUCCCUGUCCUGUCGGGGAGGACAGUAGAGUUAUGUGUCGCCCGGUGGUGGGCCAGCCUUGGUGACGUCACCGUUGACUACAGUAUCUCCUUCCACGGCCUGACCACCUCACCGUCACCUCUACACAUACAUGCAUCAGACGGUGUGACUAGUUUUGAGGUGUCCUCUCCCCUGAGGUACGAGGACGUUUCUCCCAGCAUCACCCUGAAGACUUGGGUCCAGCCACUCAGACCUCUGAGUUCUAAGAUCAAGGCUCUGGGUCACAGAGACGUCCUCCCCAACAACAGACAGCUCUACGAAAUCAUCCUCACCUACAGCUUCCACCAGCCUAAGUCAGGAGAGGUGACCCCCAGCUGUCCAGUAAUGUGUGACCAGUUGUAUGAAUCAGAGUUUGACUCUCAGCUCUGGAUGCUGUUUGACCAAAACAAGAGACUGUUGGGUUCUGGAGACGCCUACCCACACCAGUACUCUCUGAAACUAGAGAAAGGUGACUACACGCUGCGUCUGCAGGUGCGUCAUGAGCAGGCCAGUGAGCUGGAGCGUCUGAAGGACCUUCCGUUUGUGGUGUCCCACCGUCUGUCCACUACUCUGACCCUGGAUGUGUAUGAGUCUCACCGCGCUGCCCUCUUGGCUAAGAAGAAAACCAACUCCCUGACCCUGACCCCUGGAGCUACCCAGCCUUUUUAUGUUACAGCCCUGCCUGACGACAAGGUUCCUAAAGGAACAUGUCCAGGAUGCUAUCUGACCGGCUCCCUGGUCGUGCCUAAGGGAGAAUACGGCAAGAAAGCAGGACAGGCCUCUGCAAAACGACAAGGAAAAUUUAAAAAGGACAUUGUGCCAGUGGUCUAUCACCUGAUCCCUGCACCCAACAAGACCAAGAAUGGAGCGAAGGAGGGAGCGAAGGAGGGAGCGAAGGAGGGGGUGAAGGAGGGAGCGAAGGAGAAAGAGGGAGCGAAGGAGGAUGCGAAGGAGGGAGCGAAGGAGAAGGAUGUGAAGGAGGAGUUUGAAGAGGCUCUCAGAGACCUGAAGAUACAGUGGAUGACCAAGUCAGUCUCUUUCUGUCUGUUUGGGUCUCUACCUACUGUCAGUCUGUCUGUUUGGGUCUCUCUACCUGCUGAGCGUUUAGACCAGCGCCUGGGUAGAACCCUAUUCCCUCUGACAUGGUUCUGUUCAGAUCGAACCAGACCCCUGGCAGUCUACCUCACCUUAAAGACCGACCCUCGCCACGCUGCCACAAUCAAGAGUGACAUGGAGAAGCAGAAAUGUUCCCUGCUGGAUGCUCUGUGUAGGAAGGGCUGUGCCCUGGCCGACCUGGUACUGCUGCCUGCUCCACCCCAGGACGGGGCUGGGGGGGCCGGAGACGGGGCAGAGACAGGGGCUGAAGAGGAGGAGGUGACCAGCUCUGACGACGCCCAACAGGGCAGGGCCAAAGCCUUGACAGACACCUUCUGGGAGCUGCAGAAGUGGGUGGAGCUAACGGACUCUAAGGUGUUGACGUUCUCCUACAAACAUGCACUAGUCAAUAAGAUGUACGGCAGAGCCCUGAAGUUUGCCUCCAAGAUCGUAGAAGAUAAACCCAGUAGAGAGAACUUGAAGAACUGCAUUCAGGUAAUGCGGUCCUUGGGCUGGAUGCACUGUGCCACUUUUACGGAGAACUGGCUGCCCAUCAUGUACCCUGCCGACUACACUCCCUUCUAGACACUCUGUUACACACACACACACACACACACACACACACACACACACAGCAGUCAUGGAUUGACCUCACA
Messenger RNA from Oncorhynchus tshawytscha (Chinook salmon), 4968 nucleotides. It is a transcript of the gene tpp2, whose product is annotated as tripeptidyl peptidase 2. Gene Ontology annotation, molecular function: serine-type endopeptidase activity; tripeptidyl-peptidase activity. The record is from RefSeq and is a predicted model, not a curated record. NCBI's taxonomy places the organism in Eukaryota, Metazoa, Chordata, Actinopteri, Salmoniformes, Salmonidae. Gene Ontology annotation, cellular component: cytosol. Gene Ontology annotation, biological process: proteolysis.